Molecule: messenger RNA, 2767 nt
Organism: Leptidea sinapis
Lineage: Eukaryota; Metazoa; Arthropoda; Insecta; Lepidoptera; Pieridae
Gene: gammaCOP
Product: coatomer subunit gamma
Exons: 2
Coding region: 85-2676 (863 amino acids)
Biological process (GO): intra-Golgi vesicle-mediated transport; protein secretion; intracellular protein transport
Cellular component (GO): endoplasmic reticulum-Golgi intermediate compartment; endoplasmic reticulum; Golgi membrane
Molecular function (GO): structural molecule activity
Source: RefSeq, a predicted model, not a curated record
GACGUGUAAUUUGUAUCAAAAUCUUUAAAGCUGUAUUCGUCGUCACCGUAUAACUUUUUAAUAAUAUCUAAGGAAAACAAGAAAAUGAGUGCAUUUAAACGAGACAAGAAAGAAGAAGAAGACACAGGUGGUAACCCUUACCAAAACCUUGAUAAAACCAUCAUUUUACAAGAGUCUCGCUAUUUUAAUGAGACACCAGUUAAUCCCAGAAAAUGUUGUCAUAUUUUGUCGAAAAUUCUCUAUUUACUCAACCAAGGCGAAAAAUUGACUACACAAGAGGCUACAGACGCUUUUUUCGCGACUACUAAAUUGUUUCAAUCGAAAGAUGUAAUGCUUCGUAGGAUGGUUUACUUGUGUAUAAAGGAACUGAGUAAGAUGGCUCAGGAUGUAAUCAUAGUUACGUCUUCGUUGACGAAAGAUAUGACUGGUAAAGAGGAUUUAUACCGUGCAGCUGCUAUACGGGCGCUAUGCAGCAUCACAGAUAAUACAAUGCUUCAAGCAAUUGAGAGAUACAUGAAACAGGCUAUUGUUGAUAAAAACCCUGCCGUUAGUUCUGCCGCCUUGGUGUCAGCAUUACAUUUAUCCUCAACAGCGCCUGAUCUAGUCAAACGAUGGGCAAAUGAGGCUCAGGAGGGCAUUAAUUCAGAUAAUGCAAUGGUGUCCUAUCACGCUUUAGGACUUGCAGCAGCCACUCGUCGAAACGACAAAUUGUCCACCGUAAAAUUAGUAACGCGACUGAGUAAAUCUUCAAUAAAAUCUCCGUAUGCUCUGUGCCUUCUUAUCCGUUUAGCAGCUCAACUGGUAGAGGAAGAUGACUCCGAAGCAUCACAACCCUACAUUGAGUUCAUAGAAUGCUGCCUACGUCAUAAAUCUGAAAUGGUCAUUUACGAAGCUGCACAUGCUAUUGUUAACUUACGAAAAGCUCUUAGAGAUUUAGCUCCAGCUGUAUCCGUGCUACAGUUGUUCUGCGGUUCUUCUAAGGCUUCUCUGCGCUUGGCUGGAGCUCGCACUUUGGCAAGGCUUACAGCAAAGCACCCUACAGCUGUUGCAGCUUGUGCCGUCGAUUUGGAAAACCUUAUCUCUGACCCCAACAGAUCUGUAGCGACUUUAGCAGUGACUACUUUACUAGCUACCGGUGCUGAAAGCUCAAUCGAUAGACUAAUGAAACAGAUAUCGAGUUUUGUGUCCGAAAUAUCUGACGAAUUUAAAAUUGUCGUUGUCAAAGCGAUACGACGACUAUGUACUAAGUUUCCACGUAAGCAUCAAGCCUUGGCAUCAUUCCUCGCUGGAAUGUUGAGAGAUGAAGGCGGCUUAGAAUAUAAAGCCGCAAUUGCCGACGCAAUCAUAGCUCUUGUUGAAGAAAACCCUGAUGCUAAGGAAACUGGUCUAGCACACCUAUGUGAGUUUAUUGAGGAUUGUGAGCAUACAACCUUAGCUGUGCGUAUAUUACAUUUACUUGGCCGUGAAGGACCAAAAUCGCGUCAACCAUCGCGGUAUAUCAGAUUUAUAUAUAACAGAGUUAUCCUUGAAUCUGGUCCUGUUAGAGCUGCUGCUGUAUCGGCAGUUGCACAAUUUGGAGCGCAAAGACCUGAGCUGUUGCCGAAUAUUAAAGUUCUACUUUCCCGCUGUGAAUUGGAUGAUGAAGACGAAGUUCGCGACAGAGCAAUUCUUUACAAUGCCAUUUUAGAAACUGGUGACGAGCAAUUGAUUAAUGAUUACAUAAUAAACGUACAGAAACCUAAUCCAGUUUUAUUAGAGAGAGCCUUACGAGACCACAUUGAGGUCCGUCCGACUGAACCUUUCGAUAUAAUGGCAGUACCAGCUGAAGAAGUGAAAGAUACAAGCGAAGAUAUAGUUGAAGUGGAGGUCCGGAAGCCAGCAAAAGUUGCCAUAGAAGAGAUUUAUGCUGAACAAUUGGCAAGAGUGCCUGGCAUUGAACAAUUAGGACCACUGAUACAGACAGUGUUCCCCAUCGACUUAACUGAACCAGAAACAGAAUACCGCGUGCGUUUGUUAAAACAUAUCUACGCCGGGCACGUUUGUCUUCAAUUUGAAUGCAUCAAUACUUUGAGCGACCAAAUUCUGGAGGAGGUUUACGUUAGGUGUGAGCCUCCACAAGAUUAUGAAAUUGUUACUAUCGUUCCUUGCCCCAAGUUGGUUUACGAUAAACCUGACAGUGUGUACCUUUUAUUAAAAUUUCCGUCUGCGUAUUUUGAUAGUUUGGGCACUUUUGUGAGUAAAUUGGAGUUUGUUGUUCGUGAUUGCGAUCCUAACACAGGCGUACCAGAUCCGGGGGAAGGCUAUGCAGAUUCUUAUCCACUGGAAGAUUUUGAAAUUGGCGUAUGUGAUCAAAUUAGGGCUAAAGCGGCAGCAGAAGACUGGGAGCGAGCUUGGGAAAAGGCUGAGGGAUGUCCAGAAGCUAUAGACACGUUUGCACUACCGCAGAACGACAUCGAUGAAGCGGCUAAAGCGGUUUGCAAGCAUUUAGGUCUGCCGAGGAAUGCAAUAAGUGGUGAAGCAGUAAAGGAGGUUCGCGGAUUUGCCAAAUUCAGGAGUGGUGCUCCUGUACUGGUGCGAGCUAGGAUCGCCCCUGGAAGCGGAGGGGUAACUAUGCAUUUGGCAGCCAGGUCUCCAAGGGAAGAUUUGGCCCAACUUAUUCUUGCUGCCGUAGGCUAGAUGAUUGGUGUAAUUUAAAUAUAAUAUUAUGUAUAGAUUUACAAGUAUUUAACCGGAAAUAAAUAUGUAUUAAAAUACUAUGACGUUAAAA